AUGGAUUUGAUUAAGAAUUUUAAAUCGUACAAUUUAGUUAGAAGCACAAUAGAUAAUAUGCUUUCGGAUUUCAAAGCUCCGUCGAGCUUUUAUGAUUACGUUACAGAUUGUGUGUUGGAUUCCGCAUUUAAACUUCCAGAAAUAGUAGGUGGUUCGUUUCUCCUUACUGCAUGUGUGAUCAUUACUAUCCAAGAGAAUUUGGAUGUACAAGAAGAGGAUUAUCCGAUUCAUGAUGGUGUAACUGAAUCAAUGGAGGAAGACAAUGUAAGAAGGAUUCGUGCAUCAAAAUCGUUUAUUGAUGGAUUGAAGAAAGAGGAAUGUAGACAUAACAAUGGAUACAGUAACGAUACCACUAGCUGUGCAAUAUGCUUGGAAAGGAUUCUAGAUGGAUCCGUGAUAAGCAACAUGCCGUGCUUGCAUACGUUUCAUUCUGUCUGUCUGGUUAUUUGGUUGCAUGAAAGCAACUCUUGCCCCAUAUGUCGAUGUCAGGUGGAUCCAGCUGAGUAG
This is a messenger RNA of Papaver somniferum (opium poppy), 507 nucleotides long. RefSeq names its product E3 ubiquitin-protein ligase RING1-like. Bases 1 to 507 code for a protein of 168 amino acids. The transcript has a single exon. Lineage: Eukaryota; Viridiplantae; Streptophyta; Magnoliopsida; Ranunculales; Papaveraceae. The record is from RefSeq and is a predicted model, not a curated record.